AUGGUUGCGCUGAGGCGGCCGCGCCGCAGCAGCACCAUCACCACCGAGAUCCUCUGCGCGGCGGAGGGCGCACUCAAGGGUGCAGCUGCCGCCUACGGCGCCGCCGCUGGCGCCGCGCCGCCCGUCACGUUGCUCAACAAGCGUCGCUCCUGGCCCGCGCAGCUCUCCAUCCUGGCACAGCACCACCGCGCCGUCAAUUCCGUGUCCUUCAAUCCCGCCGGCACGCUGCUGGCGUCGGGCUCGGAGGACCGCAGCGUGCGGCUCUGGGACCCACUGACUGGCGAACAAAAGGCGGUGCUGUUUGGCCACGCAGGGCAGGUGCUGGGAGUUGCUUUUUCGCCCAACGGCGCCUACAUCGCCUCCGCAUCCUUGGACUCCACGGUUCGUCUGUGGGACGCAAGUACCGGGGAGGAGAAGGCGGAGCUGGCAGGGCACGUCGAUUGGGUGCGUGACGUGGCUUUUGCCCCCGCUGGUGCCCCCGGCGUGCCGGGCCGCCUGCUGGCCUCUUGCGGAGACGACAAGUCCGUCAAGCUGUGGGACCUUGGGGGGCCGCAGCCGCAGCUCCGGUACACGAUGUUGGGCCACACUGACGUGGUGUCGUCCUUGUGUUGGGCGCCCAACGGCAACCUCAUCGCGUCCGCAUCGUCCGACUUGUCAAUCAGGCUGUGGGACCCCACCACGGGGCCUCCGGAGGUGGAGCUGGCGGGGCACGUGGACAAGGUCCUGUGCGUGAACUUCGCCCCCGACGGCAAGCUGCUGGUCUCGGCGUCUGCGGAUGGGUCGAUGCGGCUAUGGAGUGUGGCGGAGCGGCGCGCCAAGGGCGUGCUGCUGGGCCAUGCGUCCAACGUGGUAGCGGCGGCGUUUGCGCCCGGCGGGCACCUGGUGGCGUCGGCGGCUAGCGACAACACGGUGCGGCUGUGGGACCCACGGGUCGCGACGGAGAGCGGCAGCAUUGAGGAGUCGUACGCGAGUCACAUGGACAUGGUGACGCACAUGGCGUUCAGCCCCAGUGGUCACACGGUGGCGUCAGCGGGGGCGGACUGGACAGUGCGGUUGUGGGACCCUUCAGAUGGCAACCACAGGGCUAUGUUGCAGGGCCACGCGGCGCCGGUCCACGCGCUUGCCUUCUCGCCCAACUCCAAGGUCCUGGCGUCGGGCUCCGCGGACAAAACUGUGAGGCUGUGGCAGCCGCAGCUGGGCGAGCAGCAGGUGCUAAUCCGGGGUCACACU
Volvox carteri f. nagariensis is the source of this 1230-nucleotide messenger RNA. RefSeq lists its product as uncharacterized. Gene Ontology annotation, molecular function: protein binding. The record is from RefSeq and is a predicted model, not a curated record. The annotation marks the transcript as partial. Lineage: Eukaryota; Viridiplantae; Chlorophyta; Chlorophyceae; Chlamydomonadales; Volvocaceae. The transcript is spliced from 3 exons.